CUUGAGUCAUAGGUGUGUGCCGCGCUGGGGCUGUGGGAAUAAAAUGGCGGGGAAGAAGAAUGUUCUGUCGUCUCUGGCAGUUUAUGCGGAAGAUUCAGAGCCCGAGUCUGAUGGUGAGGGUGGAGUUGAAGCUGUCGGCAGCGCGGCUGAAGAGAAAAGUGGAUUGGUAUCUGAUGCCUAUGGAGAAGAUGACUUUUCUCGUCUAGGGGGUGAUGAAGAUGGUUAUGAGGAAGAGGAAGAUGAGAACAGCAAACAGUCGGAAGAUGACGAUUCAGAGACUGAAAAACCUGAGACUGAUGACCCAAAGGAUAAUGCAGAAGUAGAGAAGCGAGAUCCCCAGGAGUUAGUGGCCUCCUUUUCUGAAAGGGUGCGUAACAUGUCUCCUGAUGAAAUCAAGAUCCCACCAGAACCUCCAGGCAGGUGUUCGAAUCACUUACAGGAUAAGAUCCAGAAGCUUUAUGAAAGAAAGAUAAAGGAAGGAAUGGACAUGAACUAUAUCAUCCAAAGGAAGAAGGAAUUUCGGAACCCCAGCAUCUAUGAGAAGUUGAUCCAAUUCUGUGCCAUUGAUGAGCUAGGCACCAACUACCCAAAGGAUAUGUUUGACCCCCAUGGCUGGUCUGAGGACUCCUACUAUGAAGCAUUAGCCAAGGCCCAGAAGAUUGAAAUGGACAAAUUGGAAAAAGCCAAAAAGGAACGAACCAAAAUUGAGUUUGUGACGGGCACCAAGAAAGGCACCACAACCAACGCCACUGCCACCACUACUACUACUGCCAGCACAGCUGUCGCAGAUGCCCAAAAGAGAAAGAGCAAGUGGGACUCCGCCAUCCCAGUGACAACGAUAGCACAGCCCACCAUUCUCACCACCACAGCCACCCUGCCAGCCGUCGUCACUGUCACCACAAGUGCUAGUGGCUCCAAGACCACCGUCAUCUCUGCUGUGGGCACCAUCGUAAAGAAGGCCAAGCAGUGAUGGGGCCUGCUCCAGGAGCAGCCCAGGGACUGCUGCCCACUGGGAGGCACGACUGUACAUUUCAGGACUCGGACCUCCUCCCAGUGCCACCUAAGAGGAGCCUCUGUGACAUUCCGGCCAAAACAACAUUGUAGAGGGGGCUCAGGGUGCGGUGGACAUUCUGUCCACACGCCAUUUGGGGUCUCGCCUAUUACAAGGGCCAUGUUCUUACAUCCUGGCAUCUCUGUUUUCAGGCAGACGUGAAGCUCAAGAGCCCCUCCACCUUCUCAGCUGGGAUUAUUACCUCCAGACUGACAGGUGACAGCGCUGUAGUACGCUCGGAGGUGUGGCUCAGGAGGUCACCAUGAUCAUUCUCACUGUCUGCUCUUGGAAGGGCAGGUGGCAGCCCAGGACGGGGUGAUGCACCUUGCUCCCGCCGUCUGCUGCCCUGACUCUGAGACCAGAACUCCAGUUCUCGGGAAGAGCCAAGGCCUCUGCUCACUUGGGUGCAGUUGAGCACUCUCCAGACUGCUUCUUAGACGUGCCCAGAAUUUGGAAAUUGGGCUGGGUACCAGAAGAGCUAGGAUGAGAUCCCCAACUCACAGGGAGAGGAGGUCAAGGCUGCCCAGUCCCUCAGUGCCCAGCGAAUGUGGCCUGCAGGAUCCAAGCAGUGGGGAAGAUGAAUCACCUCCUGCUCUGGCCCAGCAGCAGCUCAUUGUUUAUGUGAAAGCCCCACUCCUGGGAGGGCUUCUGCCACCCCACCCUUCCCCUGUUGUUAUCUCUGCCCAGCAGCAGCCCCUGGGCAGCACUAAUGGCCAUUGGACUCCUCUGGGACCAGAGAGCUUUCUCAGCCAGUCAGCCAGGUCUGGAGAGGACAGGCUGCCUUUCGUGCUCUUUGGCAGCUCCCUUUCUACUGCAGCGGAAGGGCUGAGUGUCAGAGAAGGAAGCUGGACUGUGAAGAGCUCUAUCGCUUCCUCGGGGCCAGCAAGGACUGCGAGAUCAUCCUGAAAUUGUGCCUGGAAGUGUCGCCUGAGGAGUGUGACGGACUAUCCCUAAGGUCCCCUAAAUAAAAGUUGAGUCUCACUUGCCCCCUUCUCUUCUUGGUGGGACUUUGCAACCCCUGGGAGAGGAACCGCUGCCCAUUUGGCCCAGAAGGGUCUCUGAAAGGGGCUUCUGCCAUUUGCCAGGGCUCUGGAGGCCUAGGAGGCUGUGCAGCACAGCAGUGAAAGUGCACUUGGCACCUCUGGCCCACGUGUGUCCGUGUUGAAAAUGAGUUGUGAGGUCUGUGAGUUGUCUCCUCUGUCAAAUCACGGUAAUAAAGUUUCUAAGGUCUUGAAUUGU
Messenger RNA from Fukomys damarensis (Damara mole-rat), 2290 nucleotides. RefSeq names its product SAP30 binding protein (gene Sap30bp). NCBI's taxonomy places the organism in Eukaryota, Metazoa, Chordata, Mammalia, Rodentia, Bathyergidae. The transcript has 11 exons. The record is from RefSeq and is a predicted model, not a curated record. Gene Ontology annotation, cellular component: nucleus. Bases 44 to 970 code for a protein of 308 amino acids. Gene Ontology annotation, biological process: regulation of DNA-templated transcription.